Aspergillus aculeatinus CBS 121060 is the source of this 553-nucleotide messenger RNA. RefSeq lists its product as uncharacterized. The transcript has a single exon. Lineage: Eukaryota; Fungi; Ascomycota; Eurotiomycetes; Eurotiales; Aspergillaceae. Bases 143 to 448 code for a protein of 101 amino acids. The record is from RefSeq and is a predicted model, not a curated record.
GUCGGUCCCCUCACGUCAUCCUCGGAUUGGUGAGAGUCUUGUUUGAGAGAGUUGAGGUCAUUGUCCUGCUCCACCGACCAAUGAUCUAUGCAAUCCGGCUGCCAAUUCCAUGUCCCGCACGUACCGCGACUGAGCCUUCUCUAUGGUUCUAUCGUGCCUGCCUACUUGCCUACUUGCCUGCUUGCCUGCUUGCCUGCUUCACCAGUACCGUACCCCAGUAUGUGAUGCUGCGCCCCUCUCUUUCCCCUCCCCUCCUUCCCCUCUUCGGUUUGCUCCUCCCUCCUUUGCGGCUUCAUAUAAUACCCCUCUAAUCCCCCCCUCCUCAAUCCUUUUGUUCUAUUCCCUUUUCAUUCAUCAUCAACAUCAACCACUCUCACAUCAAUCAUCCUCUACCUCCCGCAUUCUCUCUUCCUAUCAGAAGACCCCUCUCACCAAGACUACUACCUAGUACUUCCCCACUCUACAUCUCUUGACUACUACCAAUCAUCCUCUACCCCUUAUACCUCAUCACAACACUUCAUCAUGGCUAAGAAGGCUAUCCAAUUCGGUGGUG